This is a messenger RNA of Mya arenaria, 1382 nucleotides long. Its product is annotated as neuronal acetylcholine receptor subunit alpha-7-like. Gene Ontology annotation, cellular component: membrane; synapse; neuron projection. The coding region runs from base 99 to 1382 and encodes 427 amino acids. NCBI's taxonomy places the organism in Eukaryota, Metazoa, Mollusca, Bivalvia, Myida, Myidae. The record is from RefSeq and is a predicted model, not a curated record. Gene Ontology annotation, biological process: chemical synaptic transmission; monoatomic ion transmembrane transport; nervous system process. Gene Ontology annotation, molecular function: neurotransmitter receptor activity; extracellular ligand-gated monoatomic ion channel activity; transmembrane signaling receptor activity. The transcript is spliced from 8 exons.
UUUUGUUGUUCGACCAGCACAUGCUCAUUUUAUAAAGGUGAAGUUGAAUGUGAGUAUUUUAUUAACUUCAGAACACUGUUGAACAGACGUUCUCCAUCAUGGGCUCUCUCUUCGUGACGUGGCUAGACGAACGCCUUGCGUGGAACACGAGCGAAUGGAAUGGUGUGCGCACAGUGAAUUUUAAACUAGAGGAAGUCUGGAGACCAUUGCUCGUUCAUGAAAACUCGGCCAUUGGUAUAGAGGUUUUGGGAGACAACAGUAACCACAGAAGUAUCCCUGUGAUUGUCUUCAGUAAUGGCUUCCUUUACUGGCUGAGUCCUGCCUACCUCGUCUCGUUCUGUCAAGUCGACGUCUCCAAGUUUCCAUUUGAUACACAAACAUGUCAGUUCGAGAUAUCGUCGUGGAUGUUUGGAGUAGAUACAAUCAAUUUCAUACAUAUUUAUGACUACAUCAGUCUUUCCGAGUAUGAACAGAAUGGAGAGUUUGAAGUUUUGGAUACCUUCACAUCAUACAAAUAUGAUUCUCUCGGCAUAACAACUGCUAAAAAGCUUGUGUUUGGAGUCCAACUGAAGCGGCGAUACUCCUAUUAUCUUGUGAACCUUGUACUUCCUGUUCUGGUGCUACAGGCUCUUGGAAUCGUCAUUUUCCUAGUACCCGCGAGCUCCGGUGAGAAACUGUCCUUUGCCUUUACCUUGCUUCUAUCACUGACUGUCCUCAUGUCCAUCGUCAGCGAGAAAGUGCCCACAACAUCACUUCAAGUGUCCACGCUAAGCAUCUACCUGUUGGGUGGAGCAUUCAUCUCUGGCUUGGAGGUUAUGAUGACAGUAGUAAGUCUGAUUUUACAACACAGACACGACGAAGGGAAGCAAUUGACACCUGGUCUUCGCAAUUUUACGACCAAGCUUUAUAAUAUACAGACAUGCCUGAAAAAUAAGCCUAAAAGGAAAGUUGAACCAGAGGGUAAGAAUAUAUCGGACGAUGUAAGCAUUGACAAGGACAUCAUGCAGUUGGAUCUUGACGUAAAGUCUGCAUGGGAAGAAGUUGAUAAAAGCUCUGUGGAGAAGGAAAUGACGUAUAAGGAAUUGAACCAUGCUCUGGACCAGAUUUGUAAAUACGUGACAAGCUAUUUAGAUUGGUUUACAUCAUAUACGUUUUACGUCUUAAACCUCAAUCCAAACAACGAAUCUAUCGGCAACACCGAUGUCACUGGUGUUAUAGGCGCCAGCCCCGCCGAUGGUAGAAUACAGAACUCUGUAUGGAGUGGCGUACAGGUUACAGGGGUAGAAUGCGACAGAAACAACGGAGAGCCAUCCUCGAUCUUGGGUACAGUCGUCACCGUUGAAAUUCUCCAGUAUAGAGAAUUUGACAUGGGUUAUUACUGA